Molecule: messenger RNA, 183 nt
Organism: Lottia gigantea (owl limpet)
Lineage: Eukaryota; Metazoa; Mollusca; Gastropoda; Lottiidae
Exons: 1
Biological process (GO): endosome organization; receptor recycling; retrograde transport, endosome to Golgi
Cellular component (GO): trans-Golgi network; recycling endosome; early endosome
Source: RefSeq, a predicted model, not a curated record
GGUUGGCAGCCCCGUUGGUUCGUACUGGAUAAUGGUAUUUUAUCAUAUUAUAAAUCACAAGAAGAUGUUAACAAUGGUUGUAAAGGAUCCAUUAAAAUGUCAGCUUGUGACAUCUCAGGUUUGCUUGACUUUAUUCUUGAAUAUCUUGGGGACCGCUUGAAACCUCGUAUAUGCCAUAUUUGA